CGACCAACCAGCCUUGAACGCAUGGCAAUGUCUGCAACCCACGCAACAUAGGAGCCCAUCAAAUCUCAGAGUUCGUUAAAAGACAUCCGCGCGGACCAUCGGGGCUCCCUGCAUGCAUCGGCAUCAAAGGCGAGCUCUGACCUGCAUGAUAGGACCCCUGUGGGUGCUGCUGUGCGGAUGCAGUCAAUGCACAGAGCCCACUGUCACCUUACAGACAUUUGGUCAGCCUCGCUCGGUGAUACCCCAAAAGAUGUUGGGGUCCCAAUACGGCACUGAUGAGAUUGCAACCAGGCACAGCAUUAUCUGUGCUACUUGGUCUUCAAUGUCAAUUGGGUUGUAUCGAGGUGUUGGGCACCUAUGGAUGACCUCCAGACCUCGAUGAACGGGCCAGCGGGUCACACUUGGGGUUGUCGCCAAGAUUCU
Molecule: messenger RNA, 423 nt
Organism: Chaetomium strumarium
Lineage: Eukaryota; Fungi; Ascomycota; Sordariomycetes; Sordariales; Chaetomiaceae
Exons: 1
Coding region: 113-382 (89 amino acids)
Source: RefSeq, a predicted model, not a curated record